UAAUGGCACCAAAAAGGAAUUUGCGAUCUCAAUCGAAGAAGGGAGUUAAGAAGAUGCAAACUAAGAGACGCGGUGGCAGCAUAUCAGCACCCAACUCUAAGCGUUGACGAACUACUAGGCAACAAUCCAAAGCUGAGAAAGAAACCACCAAACUUCCAAGGCACGUUCCACUCUCCUCUUCCUCAUCUGAGAUGUCAUCCAUCAAAGGCCGUUAUCCCAUAUGGGAGGCAUCUCGAAGCACAUAUUCAUGUGAUUCAACACUUCGUAGCUAUGUGCCUGGGAAGUCACCCAAACUUAGCGUGCCGUGGUGGAGAUGUGAUUAUAUGUACAUCCCUGUCAACAAUGGAGGUGCCCAUUGGUUGGCAGCAUGUGUGGACUUGAAGGCUCGACAUAUUGAUUUAUACGAUCCAAAUAUGGGAAAUAAAUAUGUCCAGAAUAAAGAGUUGGACAAUGCGAAAUGCCUUAAGUAUAUGCUGCCUUACCUAUUGAGGUAUGGGGGAUAUUACGAGAAGAAUCCGGAAGUGCUUCCCACUUUAGAGCCAUUCACGAUGACCAUGAUCAAAGAUGCACCCUGCCAAGAUAAUGGGUAUGAAUGUGUUGUCAUUUUCAACCACUUCUAUUGCUGCUGUUUAAUUGUGCUUACGUGUGGAAAUUCACGUGGUUGGUUUUCAUUAAUGCUAUUCUGUAGGGGUGAUUGUGGCAUCUUCGCUUUGAAAUUUAUUGAAUACAAGAGCAGUGAGGAGAACCUUUUAUUUGGCUCGGAAGACAUUAGCUUAAUCUAG
Molecule: messenger RNA, 782 nt
Organism: Ziziphus jujuba (common jujube)
Lineage: Eukaryota; Viridiplantae; Streptophyta; Magnoliopsida; Rosales; Rhamnaceae
Exons: 4
Coding region: 192-782 (196 amino acids)
Biological process (GO): protein desumoylation
Cellular component (GO): nucleus
Molecular function (GO): deSUMOylase activity
Source: RefSeq, a predicted model, not a curated record